Messenger RNA from Colossoma macropomum (tambaqui), 972 nucleotides. Its product is annotated as trace amine-associated receptor 1-like. The record is from RefSeq and is a predicted model, not a curated record. NCBI's taxonomy places the organism in Eukaryota, Metazoa, Chordata, Actinopteri, Characiformes, Serrasalmidae. Bases 1 to 972 code for a protein of 323 amino acids. The transcript has 2 exons. Gene Ontology annotation, cellular component: membrane. Gene Ontology annotation, biological process: adenylate cyclase-activating adrenergic receptor signaling pathway; negative regulation of smooth muscle contraction; norepinephrine-epinephrine-mediated vasodilation involved in regulation of systemic arterial blood pressure. Gene Ontology annotation, molecular function: norepinephrine binding; beta2-adrenergic receptor activity.
AUGAUUGACUUACAGAACUUCUUAAUCCAAAAUGGGAGCAGAGGAAAUAUUUCUCUUUGUUUUGAACAUCAUCCUAACUCCUGUCAGAAGUUUGUCUAUCCACUGGCUGUGAGAAUUGUAACUUACGUCCUUCUUGGUGUCCUUAUACUUCUUACAUUAUUUGGAAAUCUUGUGGUGAUCAUAGCCAUAACUCAUUUCAGGCAGCUGCACACACCAACUAACUACCUCACUCUCUCUCUGGCUGUAGCUGACCUGCUUUUAGGAGGGGUUGUGAUGCCCCCUUGUAUGCUGCGCACUGUGGAGACUUGCUGGUAUUUGGGAAGCUUAUACUAUCGAUAUUAUGCAAUAUGUCAGCCUCUGCAGUACCACAGUAAAAUGACUCAUGUUACUGCUCUGUUAAUGAUCGCUGUUUGUUGGAGUGUUUCUGCUGCUGUGGGAUUUGGGGUGAUUUAUCUAGAGCUCAGUAUUCGUGGCAUUAAUGAUUACAGUGAUGUUUUAUGUGAGGGGGUAUGUAUAAUGUUUGUAGGGCCCACCACAGCUGUAGUAUUGUCAACAUUCUCUUUGUACAUCCCUGCCGUUGUCAUGCUAAGCAUAUAUUUGAAAAUCUAUCUUGUAGCACAGAGACAAACACGUUUAAUACACAACACACUUUCUCAGAUAAAUACGUCAAAAGGACAAGCAACUGCUAGUAAAGCAGAGAGAAAAGCCACUAAAACAUUAGCCAUUGUUAUGGGAGCUUUUCUAGUGUCUUGGUUACCAUUUAUAAUCUACAGUAUUGUUGAUACUUACUAUAGUUUGAGCAUUCCAGUACAAUUGUUUGAUUUCUUUGCUUGGUUUGGUUUUUCAAAUUCAGCAUGUAAUCCUCUUGUGUAUGCAUUCUUCUAUGCAUGGUUUAGAAAAGCUCUCAAACUUAUUCUAUAUGGCAAAAUAUUCAGAAACAAAUCGUCAAGAACAGAGUUAUUUUCAGAAUAG